GUGUGGUUGUGUGUACAUUUGUCGUUAGCUCGUAUAGAAGAUCAUGAUGAGUUAUAUUUUCCAUGGCUAUUUGGCCGUCAAAAUUUGUCCAGUGUGUCUAAAGAGUUCUUCAAUCAUCCUGGAUCUUCCACGGAGAAUGUGAUGGCCAUCCAAGAAGAUCUUAUACGAAUUAUUCAAUCUCGACCGUGUUUAGAUGCCAUCGUUAACGGUGAAGACGACAUGCUUAACUUAGAAACAAGUGCUGUGAUUGAUGUCAAACAUCCAUUGAAUGCCUACUUUGUACUUAAACAGGCAUUUGUUGUUUCGGAAAGAGUGAUUAAAAUGGCCGAUAACGGGUUUGAUUGCCCAUGGAGAUUUCAUGUGCACAAACGAGAUUUACAAAGUGUUAUGAGUGGCUUGCUCAAUAUUCAGAUCUAUUCUGGAAAUAGCGCAGAACAAGUGAGCAAAGGGCAACUCUCCUUCAAAGGGAUUUCUUAUUUUGGCCACCCAUUGGAUGCCAAUGACAUUGAGGCUAUCACAUCAAUUGCACAAGCCAGGAUGAGACUCAAUUCUGUUGUUCAAUGGUUGGAGGCCGCUUUGAAUAUUGCCAAGGAAAAUGAAAAAGAUGCUGAAAUGGCAUCAAUGGAAAAAAGACUGGAGAAAGCAAAAAAACUUCACGACGAGUUCAUCGUCAACCAUGGAUUCCUUCACGUGGAUCACUCCAAAAACCAAUCACGUAUUGUAUACACCAAUCAUGGUUUAUAUUAUCCAAAUGUUCUGUCUAAGGCUAAAUUGUUACAAGUCCAAAGGCAUGUCAAUGCAUUAAAGGUUUUCGAGAAACUAGUGGAAACUUUCAAAAACCUUUCCCCAUUGGCCAUUGAUCCUGAUCCAAAACUAUUUCAAUCUGGCAUCGAUGAUGACACCUUGCCAUUUUUUCUGGCUUAUUUCUUGGAACGCAACAUCAUUGAAUUGUGUCAAGGGAAAAAGGAUCAUCAGACGAAAAAUGAGCGCUGUUUCCUCAGUCAUUUUGGCAACCCUGGGUCUUACUUGUCACCUUUCAAGUAUGAACAAUUGCAAUCUUCCCCACUCGUGGGCAUGUUCCAUGAUUUCGCAUCAGAAUUCCAGACUUCGGCACUAAAAGAAGCCUCCAAAGUUCGCCUCAAGACAACACCUCUAAACGUUCAAAACGAAAUCCGAGACUUCACAGAUUUGAGGUCAAGCAAAGUAGCGUACUUUCAUGACCAAGAUCAUCCCACAGCUCAAAAGAUGUCUCAGAAGAUUGAAAAGGCUCUGAACUUUCAUUUAAGCACGGAAUUCUACGCAUCCGAAAACUAUCAAAUCAUGAAUUAUGGUGUUGGAGGUAACAUCGUUGGUCACCUGGACAGUGUAGGAACAUUGGAUCCAAUAGCUUAUCAAAGAAACUUGAAGCACGGUGGAGAACGAUUCAGUACAUUUAUGGUGUAUUUGUCCACUUCGCAAGCUGGGGGAAGGACCGUGUUUCCGCAACUGGAUCUCUCCAUACAACCGGUUCAGGGUUCGGCUCUUUUCUGGUUCAACUUAGAUUCGUCUGAUGUUUAUGACACAAGAAGCUUCCACAUGGGAUGUCCGGUUCUGUAUGGAAACAAAUGGAUUGCCAACAAAUGGACCAAGACUCUGGCUCAGUGGCGCCAAUAUCCUUGCCGACCCAAUCGCACUUCGUAUUCAUUGCUGUAGUCUACUUGCUAAAAAAUCGUGAGGAAUUCCAGCCUUAUCGUUUGACUCAAACACUCCUUAUGGCAAAUACAAUGGAUACACGUCUAUGACGCUAUUAUGGUCAUUUAUUGUUUGCAAACUUCUCACCGCUAUCGGAAAUGUGAUCAUAUCAUGUCAAGAAAAUACAACAACUUUACAG
Tigriopus californicus is the source of this 1870-nucleotide messenger RNA. Its product is annotated as prolyl 4-hydroxylase subunit alpha-1-like. Lineage: Eukaryota; Metazoa; Arthropoda; Copepoda; Harpacticoida; Harpacticidae. Gene Ontology annotation, biological process: peptidyl-proline hydroxylation to 4-hydroxy-L-proline. Gene Ontology annotation, cellular component: endoplasmic reticulum. The record is from RefSeq and is a predicted model, not a curated record. Bases 142 to 1692 code for a protein of 516 amino acids. The transcript is spliced from 5 exons. Gene Ontology annotation, molecular function: iron ion binding; L-ascorbic acid binding; procollagen-proline 4-dioxygenase activity.